Anopheles arabiensis is the source of this 8955-nucleotide messenger RNA. RefSeq names its product chromatin-remodeling ATPase INO80-like. Gene Ontology annotation, biological process: DNA repair; DNA-templated transcription; G protein-coupled receptor signaling pathway. Gene Ontology annotation, molecular function: ATP-dependent chromatin remodeler activity; G protein-coupled receptor activity; ATP binding. The transcript has 25 exons. The record is from RefSeq and is a predicted model, not a curated record. The coding region runs from base 257 to 8647 and encodes 2796 amino acids. NCBI's taxonomy places the organism in Eukaryota, Metazoa, Arthropoda, Insecta, Diptera, Culicidae. Gene Ontology annotation, cellular component: membrane; nucleus; Ino80 complex.
GCGGGGCCCUUUUCGUGCCAUCCCCUCUGUCCCGCGGCCUAGUCAAAAAACAACCCAAAGCAAGCUAAAAAUGACGGCAAAACAAUCUACUCGGUAACGCACGCUUUCCGUACGUAGGGGUACGACGUUUUCGCAACCGCAAUCCGGUCGAUAAAGCGCACCUCACGUACGACAAAGAGAGCAAGUGAUUGGAGUUGCAGAGCCAUAGCACCAUCGUUCCAAUCCUGGCACAAGUCGCAUCGCGGUGGAGAGAAUAAUGGCUCAAAAGGAAUCGGCACACACCACCGGCAGCGUCGACGGCGACGGCGACAGUGGCCCGACGGCUAGCAGUACCAGCACGAAAAAGUCUCUGUACACCCAACGGAUGCUGUCGGCGUUCGAUAUGCAAAGCUUCGUAAAGCAGGCGAAUCGUUUCAGUGCUGCUGCGACGUCGGCCACUUCCAGCGAGGAUGAGCAACACCAGUACUCCGGCUCGUCGGACGAGUCGGAAGAGUUUGGCAGCAAGUUCUUCCACCAGGCGGCGGCCCGUUCAUAUCGGGAACGUAUGUUCGACUUCAGCACAGUCGGGCCCGAGCGUAUGUGGUUGAAAAAUUUGCUGCUCUCCGAAACGGAAACCGAAAGCGAAAUAUCGGACGUAGACGAAUACAUUCACGAAAUGCUCAAGAACCAUCUGCGCGAGAAGAAAAUUCGGGAAAAGUACAACGAUUCGUCGCAAAACUCGCAGUACGGCUAUUACUCCGCUGGUUUGUUAUCGGAUAAUGACCUCUUCCCCGACCAUCGUCGCACCAUAGCGGGAAAGCGAAAGUGCAAGAUCGAUCAUGGCACCGGUAAGACGAAGGGCGUUAGGAAAAAGCUGAAACACUCCAAGAAGCGCAGCGGCGUCGAGGGAAGCAGCUACCCCGCCGAAGGCACCUCCAUGCGAAGCUCCAUGUUCGGGGACAAGAAGAGCAAGAAGCUGCUACAUCUAAAGCGUGGCCGACCACCAGCGGCUAGGUCUUCGGACGGCAGUACCGUGGAGCAUACGGGCGAUCACGACAGCUCGUCCACUGCGGGCGGCAAGCGGGGACGCAAGAUGCGCCUGAAAACGCCGGAAGUGAUGAACAUUCGGCGGCGCAAGAUGUGGCAACUGAUGGCCAAGAAAGAGGUUGGUAAGCUGCAACGGGCAAAGGCAAACAAUCACAAGGACACGAUCACCAACUGCCGACGGGUGGCAGCGCUGUGCAUGCGUGUCGCGCGCCAGAAAGCCAUGCAAUCGCAAAAGCUGAUGAAGGACACGGUCUGGCGGGCGAAGCGGUUGACGCGCGAGAUGCAGGUGUACUGGAAGCGGUACGAUAAGGUCGAGCGCGAAACCAAACGCCGCAUGGAGCGGGAAGCAGAAGAGCAGCGCAAGAUGGACGUGGAAAUUGUGGAAGCCAAGCGGCAACAGCGCAAGCUCAACUUUCUCAUCACGCAAACCGAACUGUACGCUCACUUCAUGUCGCGCAAGCUGGGCAACGUGUCGGCGGAGGAGCAGCUUAAGAUUCUUUCCCAGCUGGACGAGGAAAGCAAUCCGCGGCUGGCUGCGAUCGACAAUUACGACUGCGAGCGGAUGAAGCAGCUGGCACAAAAGAAUGCAACCGAAGCGUUCCGCAGCGAGCGUGCGCGAACGAACCAGUUCGAUGUCCUCCAGCACGCAGAGCCUGCGUCCACGUCGAAGGACUCCCCGGUUCCGAUGGAACAGCCGAACUUGCCGAGCACAACGGAUGAAAUGCCGGUUGCUAUCAAAACCGAAUCGAACGCUGGUAUCGCGGAACUGCCGCAGCCUGCAAUGUUCCAGGGCCAUCUUAAAGGUUACCAGCUGAAGGGCGUAGCCUGGCUGGCGAACCUAUACGAUCAGGGCAUUAGCGGUAUACUGGCGGAUGAGAUGGGGCUCGGCAAGACGGUCCAAUCGAUUGCCUUUCUGUGCCACAUCGCGGAACACUACGGCGUUUGGGGGCCCUUUCUGGUCAUUUCACCAGCAUCCACGCUGCACAACUGGCAGCAGGAGAUGGAGCGGUUCGUACCGGACUUCAACGUGGUACCGUACUGGGGAUCGCCGAACGAGCGUAAGAUUCUGCGCCAGUUCUGGGAGCAGAAGCAUUUGCACACGAAGGAUGCUAGCUUUCACGUGGUGAUAACCAGCUACCAGCUCGUGGUGACCGACUACAAGUACUUCAACCGCAUCAAGUGGCAGUAUAUGGUGCUGGACGAGGCGCAAGCGAUCAAAAGCUCAAGCUCGAUGCGCUGGAAGCUGCUGCUCGGGUUUAACUGUCGCAAUCGGCUACUGCUGAGCGGAACGCCCAUACAGAACAGUAUGGCGGAGCUGUGGGCACUGCUGCACUUCAUCAUGCCGACGCUGUUCGAUUCGCACGAGGAGUUUAAUGAGUGGUUUUCGAAAGAUAUCGAAAGCCAUGCGGAGAAUAAAACCGGCAUAGAUGAGAAGCAAAUAUCACGACUCCACAUGAUCCUGAAACCGUUCAUGCUGCGGCGAAUCAAGAAGGACGUCGAAAAUGAACUGUCCGACAAGAUUGAGAUCAUGGUGUACUGCCCCCUGACCACUCGCCAGAAGCUUCUGUACGUUGCACUGAAAAAGGAGAUCUGUAUCGAGGAUCUGCUGCAUCUCACGACGGUGGGCGGCGGCAACAGCAGCAGCAGUGACGGACAGUCCAUCGACCGCAACUUUACCUCGAAUCUGAUGAACCUCGUGAUGCAGUUUCGCAAAGUGUGCAACCAUCCGGAGCUGUUUGAGCGCCGGGACGUUCGCAGUCCCUUCUGCAUGAAGUGGAACUACGAGCUGGCCGAGCGUCCCAUUUUUCGAAGGCAACUUUUAAUGGACUACACCGUACCGAGCAAGCGGCACUGGCUGCACAAUCGAUUUUAUAUAUUCAAAGCAUUGCAAGUACAAAGCCGGCUGGUGAUGGAUGAGGGCGGACGCAACGUACCUGAGGAUAAGAGGCGAUCGGACCUGUCCAAAGCAAUCCAUUACGAUGACUGGUGCGCACCGUUCAGCUGUGCUCGGCUGGCUGGAGGAUUGUCUCCAGUGCACGUGGAACAGAUUGCACGUCGGAAUGUGUUCUGGUUUUCGUAUCAUUUGAUUCAGGAGUGGAUGAAUUGGAUAUCCGUUCUACACUUUCAAUGGGUGUGGAGAGAUAGACAAAGCGACAGGUGGACGGAUCCCCGUUACCUGCUGCUGGAACCAACGGCGGAACGGUGGACAACGCGCUGCUUUCCAUGGAAAACUAUGGAUCGGCUGUUGUUCACCCAUGGCAGCUCCACAUCAUCCAUUCCGGUGUACACUCACCGCGAUCAUGUACUGCACUUCAUGUCGGAAACACUAGACCAUCGCAUUAUGCGUAGCCGUAAGCAACAAAUUCCGGGCCAACCGUUAAGCCUGCUGCCCGAAAUCCCGUACGUUCCCACGCGAAAGCGUUCGCCUACCGUACUGCCUGAUGAGCCAACCACGAUGCCGAAGUUUCUCUGCCGCCACUACACCAAAGUACUCAACACAUCCGGCUGUACUGGUACGGCCUUGCGCAGAAUGUACGGCAAUCGUGCGUCCCAUGCCGUCUGUCGGUGGAGUUGCAACGAGAAAGCAUUGGCAGCGGAAAGACAGCUUAACGAGCAUGUGCAUGCGUCUUAUCCACCGCACGGAUGGUCCAACAUUAUCAUACCGGACAAGCAAACGCUUGUAUCCGAUGCAGGCAAGCUGGCAGUACUGGAUUCGCUGCUAGCGCGUCUUAAAGAGCAAGGACAUCGCGUGCUGAUAUACUCGCAGAUGACGAAAAUGAUUGAUUUGUUAGAGGAAUACAUGUGGCACAGGAAGCAUCGAUACAUGCGGUUAGAUGGUUCGAGCAAAAUUUCCGAGCGUCGCGAUAUGGUGGCCGAUUUCCAGAACCGAGCAGACAUUUUUGUCUUUCUUCUUUCGACGCGUGCCGGUGGAUUGGGUAUCAAUUUAACUGCGGCAGAUACUGUGAUUUUCUAUGACUCCGAUUGGAAUCCGACGGUGGAUCAGCAAGCAAUGGACCGAGCUCAUCGGUUGGGCCAAACAAAGCAGGUCACCGUGUACCGACUCAUUUGCAAAGGCACGAUCGAGGAAAGAAUAUUGCAGCGUGCGCGUGAAAAAAGUGAAAUUCAACGAAUGGUCAUCAACGGAGAUAAUUUCAAACCAGAUACACUCAAACCAAAAGAAGUUGUUUCACUGCUGCUUGAUGAUGAAGAAAUUGAGCUGAAGUAUCGCCAAAAGACGGAAGAGCGUCGUUUAAUGGAAGAUCCAGUCGCGAAAUCAGCAAAAGAUCGUAAGCAAAAGCAAACAACUGGAAAGGAAGCGCAAGGCAAAGAUCGCAAGCGAGCGUCAGAAUUGGGAACUGGUUCGUCGUUCGACGAGACUGGUGGUUUCGGUGAUUCCGCUGCUCCAAGUCCGGCGCAAAGCGAACGAUCAAACCUGAGUGACAACACCAGCAAACCGUUGGAUGCGCUAGACGAUUCAAGCAAUGAAGCAUCUACGAUGUCGUUUGACAUGAUACGGGAACGGGACAGUAAAACACGACCGGUGACACGUGGCGGUAGUAAACGCGGAAGGCCUCGCGGUUCUAGGCGUGGCGGCGCUGCCGGUUCUGGAAGUUCUAGACCUAUAGCAACGGAACAACCAAAUGCACCAGACACAGAAACAAGCGCAUCGGGCACAGUACCGGCUGUUCCAUUAGCUGCCCCAGUUGCUACCGUUGCGCAGGUGAGGCGUGGCCCAGGCCGACCCCGGUUAAAAACAAACGGACCCAGCAAUCAGGGCACUCGUGGAUCUCACGCACGACAGACCAUUCGGAUACGAAAGCCAAUUGGUCCCCUUGUAGUACCGCUCGGUAGUCAGUCGGCGAAUGCAAGUGCAGGGAAACGCUUAGUACCGUCCUCUCCACUGUCGUCCAGCACCUCUAGACCGGCUACACCGUCCAGUGCAUCCCAAACUGUUCCAAGCUCAUCACAGUCAUUGUAUAACUCACCUGCCUCAUCCAUAAGCACAACGCCAAAACCAUCGGCACAAACCAGUGCCGCUGGCUCAACCAGAGAUACCUCCCAACACGUUCCUUCCGUUGGCAAUCGACCGACGCAUCGACAACCGACACAACCGAUGGAUAACGAUAGUGGUACAGGAUAUGAUAGUAUUGUUUACCACCCUCACAGUGUCCUCCGUCGUGAACGGCUGGAAAAGCUCGUCUCCAUUAUUAUCUUGCAAUCUUUUUCCUUGCUCUGCCGACCACGAAGCACGAAGACGCGGUCUUCCCCUACUCGACGCCCCAGCACACGAGAAGAGCUGGGGUGGUUCAAUUUGCUUUCUUAUCAAAACCUUCACGGGCAGAGUGUACCGGGACCGAAGAGUACUGCCGGGGCUUUUGUAAGGAUGAUGCUGAAAAUCUCGCAACUGAUUCCAAUAGUAAUAGCCACAAUAACAGCAAGAACAAUGGUAGUGUUUGGAAGGACAGCACUAAAGAUGACCAAUCUAAUGUGUCUCAUCGGCACAAUUGUAGUAAUUUGCUUGAUAGAAUUGAUCGUCGCGCGCGAUAUAUACGGUCACUACGAACACAGCAUGCGGCGCGGUCACCGGGGGCUUCAUCAACAGCACCAGCAACACGAAGAGCAGCAACAGCAGCAGCAGCAAGAGCAGCACCAUCAGUACAACAUUAACCAUAACAGCAAGCACAAUGGCAAUAGCAACUACCACCAAGCCUACUGUGGGAGGCAGGUGAGAUUUUACGAAAAAUCGCACCACUCCAAACACGCCGGCCAUCAUCAGCCGCGCGUGGAAACGAUCGCGAUGAAACACAAGCGUCACUACGCCAGCCAACAUCAGCGCACUAACGCGUCCAUCGGCGGGCUGCAGCACUAUACGCCCGGAUCCUCGUCCUGGCCCGACGGUGCACCCGAGGAGCACGAACAAACGUUUCUGAUGCUGCAGGACGACCAGGACGGGGACCAGCAGCAACACGAUGGCAGUGCGGCACCAGGGCUGAAGCAGCUCAAACAUCACGGCCCGGUGCCGGUGUGGCCCGUCAAGCGGGAGGCGGUGGUCGAGGGCGACCUCAUCCUCGGCGGCCUCAUGAUGGUGCACUCGCGCGAAGAUUCCGUCACGUGCGGCCCAAUCAUGCCACAGGGUGGCAUACAGGCGCUGGAAACGAUGCUCUACACGCUGGACAAGAUCAACGAGCAGGGCCUGGUGCCGAACGUGACGAUCGGGGCCCACAUCCUGGACGACUGCGACAAGGAUACGUACGGGUUGGAGAUGGCGGUCGACUUUAUCAAGGGCUCGAUCAGCAAUAUCGACGACAUCAACGACUACGACAACUGCAGCAAGGGGCACAAGAAGAAAAUCAUUUCCGGCGUGGUUGGGGCCGCUUCGUCCGUGACUUCGAUACAGGUAGCGAAUUUGCUGCGAUUAUUUAAAAUACCUCAGGUUUCCUUUUUUUCUACAAGUCCAGAGCUGAGCAAUAAACAACGAUUCGAAUAUUUUUCGCGAACUAUACCGUCGGAUCAUUAUCAGGUAAAGGCAAUAGUGGACAUCGUCCAGAAGCUGGGCUGGAGCUACAUUUCCAUUAUUUACGAAGAGAGCAACUACGGUAUAAAGGCAUUCGAAGAAUUAGACGAUUUGCUAUCCAAGCAUAACAUUUGCAUAGCUGUUAAGGAGAAACUAGUAAAAGAUUCUGGCGUUGCUGAUACGAUAGCGUAUGAUAACAUAGUACUUAAGCUGUUAACUAAGCCACGUGCUAAAGGUGUUAUUAUAUUUGGAUCAGACCAAGAGGUGGCCGAAGUGAUGAAGGCAGUCCGGCGGCAAAAUGUUACAGGGGUAUUUUCGUGGAUCGGCUCGGACGGAUGGAGCGCCCGCAAUCUGGUGUCGGACGGCAACGAGGCCGAGGUGGAGGGUACACUGUCCGUACAACCGCAAGCCAAUCCAGUGAUCGGGUUUGAAGACUAUUUUCUCAAUCUGACCGUUAUUAAUAAUAAGCGCAAUCCUUGGUUUGUAGAAUUCUGGGAAAAUAAUUUCCAAUGUAAAUAUCCCAACUCACCGUACACGCCGUACAAUAAGGACUACAAGAAGGUGUGCUCGACCACGGAGAAGCUUUUGAAGCGGGAUCUUGACUUUGAAGAUCAGCUGCAGUUUGUGAGCGACGCUGUGAUGGCGUUUGGAUACGCGUUCAAAAACAUGCAUCAAGAGCUAUGCGGCGGCAAACCGGGUCUAUGUGAUGCGAUGAAUCCUACCAAGGGAUCGGAGCUGCUGAAAUAUCUUCGCAAGGCGGAUUUUAUCGGUCUCAGCGGCGAUAGGUUCAAUUUCGAUGUCAACGGCGACGGACCGGCUCGUUACAACAUUAUCCAUUUCAAGCAGGUAGCGCCGGAACGGUACACGUGGAUAAAGGUCGGCGAGUACUAUCAGGGUGAGCUGCGAUUGAAUAUGCAAGAUAUUCAAUUCCGCACGAAAGAUUCCAUGCCACCGGAGUCGGUUUGCAGCAGACCGUGUGAGCGGGGCCAAGCCAAAAAGUAUGUGGAAGGUGAGGGAUGUUGCUGGCAUUGCUUCAAUUGCACACAGUACCAGAUACGAAGUCCAAACGAUGAAACACACUGUGUCAACUGUCCAAGGGGAACGCUACCAGACGUUUACCACGAGGAGUGCCAGCAGAUUCCCGAAUCUUACCUACGGCCGGAAUCAUUCCUAGCAAUUGGUGCAAUGACGUUCAGCUCAUUUGGCAUACUGAUUACCUUCUUCGUUAUCGGUGUAUUUUUGAAACACAACGAUACACCCAUCGUUAGAGCAUCCGGCCGAGAGUUAAGCUACGUGUUGCUUAGUGGCAUAUUGCUCUGCUUCGGUGUGACUUACACGCUGGUUAUCAAACCGAACGAUAUAGUUUGUGGGGUCCAAAGAUUUUGGUCCGGCUUCUCGUUCACCGUUGUCUACGCAGCGCUACUCACCAAAACGAAUCGUAUCGCGCGCAUCUUCAAUGCGAGCACCAAAUCAGCAAAACGUCCGUCUUUCAUAAGCCCGCACUCUCAGCUAGUCAUAUGCGGAAUACUGGUUUCCUUCCAGAUUUUAAUCAAUGCAGUAUGGAUGAUCGUGUCCCCUGCACACGCCAUGCACUACUAUCCCACGCGGGAGGAUAAUCUGUUGGUUUGCAACUCCUACACCGAUGCAUCCUAUAUGAUUGCAUUCUUUUAUCCUAUCUUUCUGAUCGUCAUCUGCACCGUAUACGCCGUGCUGACACGGAAGACACCCGAAGCUUUUAAUGAGUCUAAGUAUAUUGGUUUUACAAUGUAUACCACUUGCGUUAUAUGGCUUGCAUUCAUACCACUGUACUUCGGCACGGCCAAUAAUGUUCAGCUUAGAAUAUUUACAAUGUCCAUGACAAUUAGCCUGUCGGCAACAGUGACGUUAGUAUGCUUAUUCUCACCAAAGCUUUACAUCAUAUUGAUUCGUCCGGAGCGAAACAUACGACAAAGUAUGAUGCCCAUCCGAUAUAGCACAAUAAACAAAACGACCGGUUCGGCACAGUCGUCGGUGAUGGCGGCGGUCAUAGUCACGGCGGCCACGUGCAACGAGAACGAGAAGGUCAUCAAGAAUGCAUCCAACGAAAACAUACCGGCCGCGUACUGAUACACAAAAAAGGUGAAGCUUAAGGGAGGUGCAGGGCAACGCUUCAAAACCAAAACAACACAACAGAGCAACAACAGCUAAAAACUCAUCAUGAGCUCCUAUGGUGGCCGCUAUUAUUGAAAGUUAGUUUUUAACGACCAAUUACAUAAAUUGUGCGACGAGACAGUGGGAGAAACAGAGAUAGUUGGUUUAAUUUUCUAGCCAUGUUUGGAACUCAGUUCGCAUUGCGUGUUAAAUGAGAGAACAUUUACGGGGGAUUAGAAGGGAAUAACAGAGAGAAAUAAUGAAAAAAUAUAAAUAUAUAGUAU